UGAACAACGGUAUAUCUGGUUGUCGUUGACGACAAACAGAUGCGAGUUUUGUCAUUCAAAAGAUUCGUCGGCACAAAUUUAUUGGGUAUUUCGUGUUAGAUGCUGUACCCGAUGUUUGGUUGAAAAAACUAUAAGUCAACAGAAAUUAUUAAAAGAAGGAAAAAUCUCCAAAACGAUAAUGUCAUGUCUCCCAUACAUACAUCCGUGCGGCUAUCGAUUGUAUUGGCACGCUGAUAUUCUCAAAGCACAACAAGAAUUCGACAAUCUAGCACCUAAAGAAAUUGCAUCAUGGGUACUAAAAAAACACCAAAUCGCUUAUAAGAUAACCCAUGACGCAAAAAUUCGUGAACACGCCUACAACCAUCAACAAUAUCAAAAUGGGGUAAACAUCGGCCACCAAAUCGAUCAUGACAAUUGUACGCGACGCGCCGGAAUGAUGUUAAAAGAACUUGGUCAAGAAUUGCUGUGCGAUACCACAAAUCUACAGAAAUCAUCCACUUAUCGUGAGUGGGAGAAAGUUUUUGAUCCGCAUUGGGAAGAGAUCAUGUGGGAGAAAUGGCGUGUCGCCAUGAAAAAGGAGUGUAUUAAGACGAAUAAUCUGAAAAAGGGGUUGAAUAUUAAGGACAAAAAAUAUUUAAUUUUUGGAAGAAUAAAUGUAAUGUCUUCCCAGCAGGGUUCUUUAGGAAGAAAAAGUUUUGCGACUGCGCCUUCUAGUUCGCGGAAUACAAUGAGAGAUCGAGGCUCAACAAGCAGAGGGGGUUCAGGUCGAAAACCAGUUAGAUAUCGUGCUG
Ambispora leptoticha is the source of this 791-nucleotide messenger RNA. The record is from the annotation of a GenBank genome assembly. NCBI's taxonomy places the organism in Eukaryota, Fungi, Glomeromycota, Glomeromycetes, Archaeosporales, Ambisporaceae.